Messenger RNA from Doryrhamphus excisus (bluestripe pipefish), 2842 nucleotides. RefSeq names its product leucine rich repeat and Ig domain containing 4b (gene lingo4b). Lineage: Eukaryota; Metazoa; Chordata; Actinopteri; Syngnathiformes; Syngnathidae. Gene Ontology annotation, molecular function: protein binding. The record is from RefSeq and is a predicted model, not a curated record.
AGUGGGGAGAGGAGGGGUGAAGAUGCAGCAUCAGCAGCUGUCUCUCUCUCUCUCUCCCUUGCACACAGUCGACCUGAAUUCCUCCAGUGCUACAAUUAUGUGGACUCCCUGAGGUGUUGAGAAGAGAACUAAAGCGGGACGAGGACUGAGUGGACCGGGACGGGAGACUAGAGACGAAAGUGUCACCUGUCCCGCGCACGGAUGAGCCCACCCGCGUCUGAAGCUGCAAUGGACUCUCCACUAAACUGGCCACUUUAAAGGGGAUGAUACAUACAGGACUAGACCAGAUCCAAAUCUGACUCCCAACUUGAUUGGCCCUGGUUAUGGUCAUCGGCACUCUGGCUCUGGCGUUGAUACGAAAGGGGGUAAGAUGUUCGUGGAGUCUGUUGUUCGAUGGGCAGCGUGGAGCAUCCUGCUCCAGGCAGGACUGGAGGUUUCAGCAGGCAGUUGCCCCCCACGCUGUGUGUGUCGACACGAGGCAAAGGAAGUCAUCUGCUCGGGCAAACAUUUGAACUCCAUCCCAGAGGGCUUUUCCGGCGAUGCGAGGCAUUUGGAUUUAUCCUACAAUAAGAUUAGGACUGUGGGGCGCCGCCAGUUUUCUGGCCUGUCGCAACUUCAAGAUCUAGACCUCAGUGACAAUCUCAUCUCUAUGAUUGAGGUGGAAGCCUUCCAGGGACUACAGGAUCUCAGAACACUUCGGAUUAAGAACAAUCGACUCAAGAUCAUUCCUGUUGGGGUUUUUACAGGCCUGUCUGGUCUAAGAUUUCUGGAUCUGAGCCAGAAUGAGAUUCUAGUCUUCCUGGACUACACAUUUAAAGAGAUGAUGAACCUGCAGACGCUUGAGGCUGAUGAGAACGACUUGGUGUUCAUCUCGCAGCGUGCUUUUGUCGGUUUGCAGAGUCUUCAGGAACUUAACAUCGAUCGUAGCAAUUUGACAUCCAUUCCCACUGAAGCGUUGUCUCAGCUCCAGAGCCUGACACGCCUUCGCAUGCUCCGCCUCACCAUUUCCACUCUGCCAAACAAUGCUUUCCGUCGGCUGCACCGUCUGCGUACCCUCAUCAUAGCGAGCUGGCCCACUCUGGACACGAUAGCGAGCAACAGUCUGAUUGGACUCAAUCUGACUGCUCUGGUCAUCAGUAACUGCAACCUCAGCGCUGUGCCAUACUCAGCUCUUCGUCACCUGGCCUACUUGCGCUUCCUGGACCUGUCCUACAAUCCAAUCACUGUUAUUCAAGGUAAUCUUUUGGGGGACGUCCUCAGACUCCAAGAGUUACACCUUGCUGGGGGGAACUUGUUACGUAUAGAGCCAGGGGCUUUUAGGGGCCUCGCCUACUUCCGUAUGCUCAAUGUGACAUCAAAUCAGCUCACAACUUUGGAGGAGAGCACCAUGCACUCGGUGGGGAACCUUCAAGUGCUGAGGCUGGAUGGGAAUCCCCUAGCUUGUGACUGCCGUCUACUGUGGGUGGUACGUCGACGAUUGCGACUGAACUUUGAUGGACAUCAGCCCACAUGCUCGUCCCCCGACACAGUGAAGCAGCGAGAAUUCAGAGACUUUUCAGAAAAGGAGCUGCCGAGGCUGUUCACCUGCCGGCCGACUCGCAUCUUGGACCGCAGGCCGCAGGAGGCCAGGGUGGAGGAAGGCACCACUGUUCUCUUCUCCUGCAAGGCUGAUGGUGAUCCAGCUCCAUCAAUCACUUGGAUCUCUUCCCACAAGAAUGUGGUAUCUCCAACGGGAAGAAUCAGAGUUUUGACAAACGGUACCCUGGAAGUCCGGUUUGCACAGGUUCAUGACAGCGGCACCUAUCAGUGCCUUGCAGGCAACGCUGCCGGCAAUGACAGCCUGAUGGUUGGCCUCUAUGUAAAGGGGGGUGCUCGCAACCGAACCGUCCCAUUCUUCACCGAUGAAGACUGGCUGGAGCCUCCGAUACCCCAAGCCACCAAUUCCUCCGCUGAAAUGGCCAAACCCUACCCUUUUGACGCCAAGACUCUGAUCAUCGCCACCACUAUGGGCUUCCUGUCUUUCCUCAGCUCGGUAGCCAUCUGCUUUGUCUUCAUGUUCUUCUGGAGCCAGAGCAAAGGCCAGAUCAAGCACACGGCCACCAUUGACUUUGUUCCUCGCUCCUCCAUGGGUGGAGGAGGAGAUGGCGGGGACGGCGGCAGGUUUACUAUGAAACUCAUUUAAAGCCAAUUAAUCACCGGAUGGCCCCGUUCCAUUUUGAGGACGCCCCUUUCAGAGCCGGUCUUGUCCUUGGUCCUAACUUCAACUCACCACAGUCUCAACAGUUCUUGGCAACUAAACUAGUGUCGUUCAUAUCAACCCGCAUCCAUCAAGCUGUUCCGGGUCAACAAAAGUGCUUGUUUCAUUGUCCGUAUUGCAGCGUCUUUAUUGCCAACACAAGCAGACAUGCUCACUGUGAAGCGUAAGUGACUGUAGCAACAAAUACAGCAGGAGAAUAGCCAUGGAUGGCGACUUCACAGGAAUGUUUGCGAGUUGCAGCAGGGACUGAUACCUUAAUGUACAUAAGAAUGUACCAUCUGAAGCUUUGUUGACAUAUUUUCUUUCUAUAUACGACUUCUUGUUCCAUCACUUUUUCUAUAAGCAUGACAACUUUUUUUUAUUCUGUACCACACUGGAUAAUAUGUGCCUCAGUAACUUUAUAAAUAUGGACCAUGUUGUAAAUAUUUAGGCCAAGGACGUGUGUGUGUGUGUGUGUGUGCUGGCUUAUUCAGUUACUCUUGAUGUGUGGACACUAUUAACUGCUUUAAGUCAACAACAAACAAUGCACAUACUAUGUAUUUUUUAUUUUGCCAACUUCUUCAUGAACUUUCUUUCAUUUAAGUU